Molecule: messenger RNA, 831 nt
Organism: Microstroma glucosiphilum
Lineage: Eukaryota; Fungi; Basidiomycota; Exobasidiomycetes; Microstromatales; Microstromataceae
Exons: 2
Coding region: 1-831 (276 amino acids)
Source: RefSeq, a predicted model, not a curated record
AUGUCAGCACUGGUGUGCCUUCUCUCUGCAGCAUACGCAGCCGCUUGGGAGACUGAAGCGCAAGCCGCCCAGCAAGUCCGCCACCUCCUCUCCUCACCCUCCGAGCACUUUUCCUCCGGUAUCCUCUCCACCAUCUACUCUCACAGCCAUCCAGAUGCCUCCCUGCACAACUCCCCCCUCUCCGGUCCAGAAUACUUCGCACCUUGCCAGUCCAACGGCGACCUUACUUUUCUCGCUCUGCCCGUCUCGCAGAACUGGCGCAACGCACUAGCACCAGGAGCCAAUGUCACAUUCUCCGUCGGGAGCAAUCCAGAUCCAAGAAUAGUGGACUGGAGACAUGCGAAGAAGGGAGAUGCAAGCAAGUGGGAAGAGGGAAGGCCAGAGUGGAGAAAGGGGAUGCCUUCGAAAUUGAGGGUCACGCUCUUUGGACACGUCGUGGAGCUUCCACAGGAGGAGACGCAGGCAAGGGCGAGCCUGACGCAUCGGCUGGCAAAGUGCUUCACUUCGGUGCACACUGAUAGCGUGAAGUGGGCUCCUGGGGCAAAAGAGUCUCCCCACGAGGCGAGGUGGGUGCAGCUCGUCGUUGAUAGGAUCUAUGCAGUGGGUGGCUUCGGGGAUGAACACAGGAUAGGAUGGGUCAGCAAGGAGGCAUAUGUGGCAGCUGGAAUUAGUAGCAAGGUACCUGCCGAGCCAGGUCUCACUGUCGCAGUGGAUCAGAAGGACGCUCCUGAUCGUCAUACUCUCUUUAGCGACACUCAGGGUGCGGUCUUUAGUGUACCAGAGCUCCCGCUAUCCCUCUUUGGCAGACCCAGCCAGCGCUACUUUGACUAG